Dermacentor silvarum is the source of this 770-nucleotide messenger RNA. RefSeq lists its product as uncharacterized. The transcript has 6 exons. The record is from RefSeq and is a predicted model, not a curated record. NCBI's taxonomy places the organism in Eukaryota, Metazoa, Arthropoda, Arachnida, Ixodida, Ixodidae. Bases 20 to 433 code for a protein of 137 amino acids.
UGCGCGCAACAAGACGGUCAUGUGCCGGGCUGCUCUCUUAUCGGUGCUGCUAGUCGCCUCUUGGUCGCUGGCCAAAGGAAUGGACUGCCCGUCCAUCCCCAUACCGCUGGCCGAGGCUGUGGUGGAAGCACACGGCUGUAUGACCAAGAUGGGCCGGCCGGUCAAGAACGAGGAGUAUGACACGGUGCAGAACUUCCUGAUGCAGUGCGCCGAGCGCCAGCAGCCAGGUAGCUCCAACCCACUCGUGUUCCUCAUGAUGGCCUGUUCGGACGCCAAGUACUUGGACGGGACGGCUAAUUGCAUGUUCGGUCAGGAAGAGGCCAUCUUUAAAAAGCUGAGCCUCUCUCCUGCGGAUAAACAAGGCGGCGAUCUCGUUUUUAAAUGUCUCAAGGACUUCCACGGAGACCUCGUCAAGAAGCGUCGCAAGCCCUAACGUCAUCUUAGAAGACAGCGGCGAGCUCUCUAGUCUCAAGAAAGGAGGUUACACAACUAAACAGUUCUGUAUUUCUUUUGAUAUUACUGAGAGCACCGCGAAUUGGAAACUUCGCCUGCGUUAACUUCAUGUGCCUUAGUGCAUGCUUUAGUGGACCUAAGCAAGCAGUUGGUCUCGAUCAGUAGAGAGAGACUCGUAAUUUUCGGAUUUGGGAUAAAGUUGUACCGCUUUUGGGAUCCUGUGUUGCAUGGUACAUCUUAGUGUUUUGUUAUCGAUCGAGGAAGAAUAUUGUGGAGCACUUCAAAAUUUUUCAUCAUUGGAAGAAUAAAUUCUAUGU